GGCGGGGGAAGCACCGGGGCCGUGCCACGACAUGGCCGGCCAGGAGCCCGCGGUGCCGCCGUUGGAGGACGACUUCCAGUUCAUGCUGUGCGAGGGCUGCCGGCAGGAAUCGCCCGACCUGAAGCUGCUCACCUGCCUGCACACGCUGUGCCUGGGCUGCCUGCGGGAGAACAAACCCGUGGGGCAGUGCCCCGUGUGCCAGGCGCCCAUCCCGCAGCCCGACGGCAUCCCCAACGUGGACAACGUGCUGUUCAGCAGCCUGCAGACCCGCCUGAGCAUCUACCGGCGCAUUGUCAGCGGGGCUGAGCUGCUGUGUGACAACUGUGGGAGCAGCAGUGAGUACUGGUGCCCGGAGUGCAAGGAGUUCCUGUGCACAAAGUGCUUCGAGACCCACCAGCGCUACGUCAAGAGGGAGAACCACGAGGCCAAGAGGGUGCAGGACAUCAGGGUGGGAUCGCCUCAGGAGUUCCUCGAGGGCACCAGGAGGACCAGCAGCUCGUCCUGCCCCAUCCCGACCCACCAGAACCAGACUCUAAGCAUCUACUGCAAGCAGUGCUGCAGGGCGGUGUGCUGCAUCUGCGCUCUGCUGGACGCCGCUCACACCGGGCAGCACUGCGACAUCAGCACGGAGGCACAGCGGCGGCAGGACGAGCUGGCAGUGCUGGGGCAGGAGCUGGCGCGGCGGCGGGGCGGCUUCGAGGCGUCGCACGCGGCGCUGCAGGAGAAGGCGGCGCGGCUGGAGGCGGAGGGGCGCGGGAUGCGGGAGCUGGUGAGGCAGCACGUGGAGCAGCUGGUGGAGCUGAUCCGGCGUGAGGAGGAGAAGCUGCUGGAGCUGGUGGAGAAGAGGCAGGAGAGGGGCCGGAGGGAGCUGGAGGGGGAGCUGCGGCGCGUGGAGGCCGUGCUGCGGAGGAUGGAGGCGGGCGAGAGGCUGGUGGAGAAGAUGGGCCUCUACGCCACGGAGCAGGAGGUGAUGGACAUGCAGCCCUUCGUCAAGGAUGUGCUGGAGGAGCUGCGGAGGCAGCGCCCGGCGGCGGAUGUGGAGCUGGUGCUGCACGAGGACUUUGCUGAGUGCCGUGCCAGGCUGCAGGAGCUGGCUGAGCGCAUCGAGGGGCUGCAAGAAGCUGCCCCUGCUCCAGCCACCACGGAAAACUCCCACCAGGUGAGAUUUGCUUUCUGCUCACACCGCAAGCCAUCCCAAAUCCCAGGGCUCCCCACGACAUCUCCAAGCACCCCCGUAUCUUCUGUUCAUUGCCUCCAUCUCUGCCCCUUGCCCCAGGUCCCAUUGACCUCCACACCUGCCAAGAGAAAGAAAGAUGAAGGCACCACCACAAUGCCAUUCCCUCCAAAGGUGAUAAAGGUUGAGAAAGAUGACGAUGAGUGGAGCACGCCAGUGGUGCCACAGGAACCAAACUGCUUGCCCCAACCGCAGAUCAGCUUUUCUCCACCCACCAUGACUGCCAGCAGGGAAGGCAGCAGCAAUGAGAGGCAUGACUCAGAUAGUGACCUUCUCAACUUGGGCAGCGCUGAAGAGGACAGCAUGGAUGAGGAGUUGCUGGACCCCAGUCUCCUAGACGAUAUGCUCGAGGAUGGCACCAGCAGAGAUAACUCACACCUUCCCAUCUGCCUCAAGAACACACUGGAUGUGGGACAAGGAUCCGUGAUCUUCUUUGACGUUGAGAUUUGGAAAAAUGAAGUCAUUCAGAUGUCGGUAGUUGAUAAAGAGAAAAUGCUCUCAGUCAUCAUUCAGCCCAUGAUGUGUUUGCCCACCUCGACAGCCAUAACUAAUAGCUAUGAGAUGGGCCUGAGGGAUCUGCUUAGCCACCUCAGCACCAUCCGCAGGCCCAUCCUGGCUGCCUUUGAUCUCUGGUCACUGCCCUUUCCCACCCUCCUGAAAAGCCUGAUGGCCAUUGGCAAGAAAGAGGAGUUCUUCUCCAUGGUGUAUGGCUUCCUGGAUGUUCUACCCCUAAUAAAGGAGAAGAUCCCCAUGAAGGAGAGCUGCAAGCUGAAGAACUUGGCCAGCAACUUGCUGUGGCGGGACCUCAGAAGCUCUAGCACCCUGGAGAGUGCCAAAGCCACGAAGGACCUAUGCAAUGUUCUCGAGAUCGACCUGAAGAGCAAACCCAGACAGCUCCUCAGCCUCGCCAACCUUGAGUCCUUCAUGUCCCUGCAACCCUUGCUGGACAAGAGGCUGCUCAGCCGGCCCUCGGCCCAGACGUUGGCUUCCCAUGGCAUCGGCCUCCCCGAGCUGCACGCCUGCUUCGCGUGUGACCCCAUCAGGGGGCUCCCCAAGAUGUGUGCCGUGGUCAAUGCCCACCGGCAUCCCUCUGAGAAGAAGGUCCGUCACCUCAGCAAGGUCAAGGCCUACUUCCAGCAGCAGCCACUGGCGGGUAGCAGCCACGCUUUGGUGCAUGACGAGUUGCUGGAGGCCAUGAAGACCAAGCAAGACUGCUGAAAGGUAGUCCAUACCAAACCCAUUCCAUUGCCCUGCUUGGGAUGCAACCCAGCUGUGUGGUACAAAUGCCCUAAGUGAGCACACAGGAUGAUACUCUCCAAAUGCAAUGCCAGCCAGGGCAUUGCUUGACGGUGCAAUGAGCUUAACUGCCCUUUUUGUAUGCAUGCAGAUGAAAUAAAUCAUUUCUAUAUUUUGUCA
Messenger RNA from Gallus gallus (chicken), 2650 nucleotides. It is a transcript of the gene PMLL, whose product is annotated as promyelocytic leukemia-like. Gene Ontology annotation, molecular function: zinc ion binding; ubiquitin-protein transferase activity. The transcript has 8 exons. The coding region runs from base 32 to 2452 and encodes 806 amino acids. Gene Ontology annotation, cellular component: nucleoplasm; PML body; chromatin. Lineage: Eukaryota; Metazoa; Chordata; Aves; Galliformes; Phasianidae. The record is from RefSeq and is a predicted model, not a curated record. Gene Ontology annotation, biological process: positive regulation of DNA-templated transcription; intrinsic apoptotic signaling pathway in response to DNA damage; PML body organization.